Messenger RNA from Callorhinchus milii (elephant shark), 429 nucleotides. RefSeq names its product T-complex protein 1 subunit alpha-like. NCBI's taxonomy places the organism in Eukaryota, Metazoa, Chordata, Chondrichthyes, Chimaeriformes, Callorhinchidae. Gene Ontology annotation, biological process: protein folding. Gene Ontology annotation, cellular component: chaperonin-containing T-complex. The transcript is spliced from 4 exons. The record is from RefSeq and is a predicted model, not a curated record. The coding region runs from base 1 to 375 and encodes 124 amino acids. Gene Ontology annotation, molecular function: ATP-dependent protein folding chaperone; ATP binding.
AUGACGUUUGAGAGGCCCAGUUUAAUAAUAUUAAAGGUCCCUGCAGGGCAGGCCCCAGCAGGGCAGGCCCCUGCAGGGCAGGCCAUGGCAGUACGCUGUUGUCUGAAGAAAGACCUCAGACGAAUUGCUAAGGCCAGUGGAGCAACUAUCUGUUCAACACUUGCAAACUUGGAAGGAGAUGAGAGAUUUGAUCCGUCUUUAGUGGGCCAGGCUGAGGAGGUGGUUCAAGAAAGGAUAUGCGAUGAUGAACUGAUACUUGUUAAAAAUACAAAGGCCCGUACUUCUGCAUCAAUCAUUCUGCGAGGAGCAAAUGCUUUCAUGUGUGAUGAGAUGGAGCGCUCCCUACACCUACAUUUCAUUGGAAUCAGGCUGUAACCUCUAAAAUAAAAGCUCAAUUUUAUCCAGUCAGUAGCUUAGCUGCAGAGUAUC